UAGUGCCUUGCGAGUGGCGGGCCUGAUAGCAAAAUUGGGGGGGUAGCUACGGGUUCAAGUCGUUUUUGUUGGGGUUGUUUUAUUGUGCCCGGGCGCUGUACGAGAUUGGGGCCUGGUCAGUGCUUCGUCUGCGGAUGCAAUGGCGCUUCUCCGGGGCGUGUGGGGCGUGCUGAGUGCUCUGGGAAAGUCAGGAGCGGACCUCUGCAAGGGAUGUGGCAGUCGACUGCGCUCUCCUCUCAGUUUUGCGAAUGUACCAAGAUGGUUUUCAUCUAACUUCAUUGGUUAUCCAAAGAAGCCUAUGACUUCAUACGUUCGAUUUUCUAAAGAACAGCUACCCAUAUUUAAAGCUCAGAACCCAGAUGCGAAAAAUUCAGAACUAAUUAAAAAAAUCGCUGAGCUAUGGAGGGAACUUCCUGAUGCAGAGAAAAAGAUAUAUGAAGAUGCUUACAGGACAGACUGGCAGGCAUACAAAGAAGAGAUAAACAGAAUUCAAGAACAACUAACUCCAAGUCAAAUUGUAUCUUUGGAAAAAGAAAUCAUGCAGAAACGUUUAAAAAAGAAAGCGUUAAUAAAAAAGAGAGAGUUAACAAUGCUUGGAAAACCGAAAAGACCUCGCUCAGCUUAUAACAUUUUUAUAGCUGAACGCUUUCAGGAAGCUAAGGAUGGUACAUCACAGGUAAAGCUGAAAGCUGUAAAUGAAAGCUGGAAAAAUCUCUCUAGUUCUCAAAAGCAAGUAUAUAUUCAACUUGCUAAAGAUGAUAAAGUUCGUUAUUAUAACGAAAUGAAAUCUUGGGAAGAACAGAUGGUUGAAGUUGGACGAGAUGAUCUUGUACGACGUUCAGUGAAAUACACAGCAAAAUAGUGACCCUGAGAAGUCUUAAAAUAGAAGAUUGAAUUAUGUUCAUAAUGGAUAGACACAAGAAACCAAUUAGGUCUCAAUACCCAAAGCUGUUUAAAAUUAAGAUGGAUAAAAGUUGGUAAACAUUUAUAUUUAAUUUCUUUUCUUUAGCCCAUUGACUUCUGCCAGCCAAUUCAAUACAUUUUGUAUUGGUGUCUUGCUUUGGAAAACCCAAACAGAUAAGAGUUCAUGCGGAAUGUAUUUUGUGUUUAGGAACCACUGAGCAUCAAAAUAAUCCAUGAAAUGUAACCGUGAAUCAUUUUACCUUUGAUAAAGGUAAAUCAGACUGUGAAGUUUUUUUAUACUCUGUGACUAUGGAAAGAAUAUUCUUGUUUCCUUAUAUUACGGAGGCAGGCGUUUCCUUUUCAAAAGUGUCUCAAAGUUUGUAGAAGCCAUAAUGUUCUGUGAUAUAAUUGUUUGUUUUUAAUAGAGCAUCCAGAACUCAUGUUGGCAAAUUCCAAAUCCUAGCUAUAAUUCAUAUUGUAGUCAGAGUUGAUGGUUGUACAUGCAAGAGAUUUCUGGUGUCAGUUGCAACUUUUAUAAAAGGGAUAGAGAAAUUUAUAAAUCUUUUCCUCAUUGUCUUUUUUCCUAAAUUAAAAACUAAAAAAUUAUGUACCAUAUCUAUGCAUAUUGUUUUAUAUUGCAUAGAGUAAAAAUUUAAGUGUUUCCUAAUUAUAUGUUUUAAGGUGAGACAUUCAUUUUACAGCUUUCUGGGGGUUUUUUUUUGUUUGUUUUUUUAAAGUAGGAAUUUGUAUUCUGAAUUAUUUUUUCUCUUAUGUGUGUAUAUUUAUCCAGAAAGUAGAGAACUUAUUUGGUACAAGUUUUAAAAUGAGAGAUCUAAAAAAACAUAAGUCUCCUGUCUCUAGAUUUGGAGCCUGUAAUUUUUAAACAUUUUGCGUAACAUAUAAAAGCCUAUGUACGGGACCCAGCUCUGGCCUGUUGGCGAAAUCCAGCCCACUGCCUGCUUUUCAUGGCCUUGUGAGGUAAGAAUUGUGUUUACAAUUUUAAAUGGUUAAAAAAAAAGAAUAUUUCAAGGCACAUGAAAAUUAAUAUGAAAUUCAGUGUCCAUAAAUAAUGUUUUAUUGGAACACAGCCAUACUCAUUCUUAUUGUUUAUGGCUGCUUUUGUGCAACAGUGACAGAGUUGACUAGUUGUUACAGAGAUGGAUAGCCUGCAAGGACUGACCCGUACAGUGUGGAAUGAGAUGCUCUUAAAUUAUUUGCUAUGGCUCAGUAAAAUAAACCUUAAGAAUUUGCCAGUUAGCAUAUAAACCUUACCAUCCUUUAGCAUUUGUUUAUCCUCUUAGGAGAGUCAAGCAAAGGUUUUCAAAACCCUCACCAGCUUUUUGAGCAAAAUAUUCAACUGUCAUCAUCAGUUCACAGGAGUAAGAUAACUCAAAAUUUAUAUUUAUAUUAUACAAAAUAUUAUGCCAAAAAAUUGUGUAUUCUAGAUCUCCAGAAACAAAUGAAGAUUUUUGUAGUUUGUGGAUAGAAAAUAAGUUAAAAGUCAUGAAAAAAUGACUUUUUACAUACCGAAUUUGGCAAAGGUAGGGACUGUAGAGAAAAAUAUAGCUUAAGAGAAGCCUAAGAUUUAAAUAUAUGAAGCUGAGUGUAUUCAAACAACUUUCCCCUGUGGAUAGGAAUACAGGACAAAGUCUGCCAUUAGGUAGAUAGGCACCAUGGGUCUGAGGCUAGAGUAUUUUGGGGAGUAAGGGUUAGGGAAGAAAAGGACGUGUGCUAGUGUCUAUCACAAGCUUUUCUCAAUUAGGUUUCCAGGAGAGAAUUAAGCCCUAAUUCCCUAUGGCAUCUAGAAUGGUACUGAUUUUGUAUCAUCCUCAGGAGAAUGGAGAAAAUAAUCACUCAAAUAAUUUACUGUGUUCUGUGCUUCAGAUGAGCCUAGGGAGCAGAUAGGAGUCAGUGUUUGUAAUGAAUAUUAUAGAAUGGGUGAGGUAGAGAAAUGAGUUACGUAAACACCUGCAGGACAAGUGUCGUAUAAAACACAUCUUUGCAAUUACUUUCUGAGCUCUUUUAGCAUUUAACUACCUAUAUCAUUUUAUACCAAACACAUUCAAAUCUUAUCUUCCCGAAUAUACUGGGAAGUUCUUAAAUAUUUACAUCUUAAUGUAGGGAAGAAAAGUAUGAAACAGUGAAAGGAGCUAGAGCAAAACCAUUUUAUGAUAAUAUCAUUUUAUUGGUUUUUCUUUGUUUCUAAAAGAAUGUCACCAUUAAUACUUUAAAUAUUAGGAUAAUCUGAUUUCACACCUUUCUUAAUAAACUUCAGUACAUGUUGAAGACUGGCAUGCCAUAUAUCAAAUGCCAUCCAGUUUAACAAUAUACACAAAUAUUCUAUUGUUAUAAAGAAUGAGAGCUUAUAUCAAUAACCAGUGGCCAGUCAUAUAACACCUUACUUUUUAGACUUUUCUUAAAUUGACCCAACAAAGUAAUUGCUGUAAGAGCUAAAGAAUAGUGCCAGGGAAAAGAUGCUGAGGAAAUGAAAGCAGUGUUUAUGCUUUUCUGAGCAGUUGGUCAUAAAGAGAUGUUUAUACUUUUGUUCAUUAGAGUACCAGUAUUAGAUUUUUUGAAAUAAAUUGAUGAUGGGUAUGUGUGUAAUUAUUUUACUUUCUGAUGUUUAAGGGAUAUUAAUGUGCAGAUUCAGCCUACUGUAAUCAUGUAAUUUUGCUGUUGCUUUUGGCUAACUCCUUUUUUGGAAAUGCCACUUUCUUUUUUUAAAUAGUUGGCUAUGAAUGUGUAUAUUUAAAUUUCUGAAUUAAAAUGAUAUUACUACAAGUAGA
This is a messenger RNA of Balaenoptera acutorostrata (minke whale), 3689 nucleotides long. It is a transcript of the gene TFAM, whose product is annotated as transcription factor A, mitochondrial. Lineage: Eukaryota; Metazoa; Chordata; Mammalia; Artiodactyla; Balaenopteridae. The record is from RefSeq and is a predicted model, not a curated record. The transcript is spliced from 7 exons. Gene Ontology annotation, molecular function: transcription cis-regulatory region binding. The coding region runs from base 140 to 862 and encodes 240 amino acids.